Anopheles gambiae (African malaria mosquito) is the source of this 1226-nucleotide messenger RNA. It is a transcript of the gene Hmg-2, whose product is annotated as high mobility group protein 20A. The coding region runs from base 227 to 1201 and encodes 324 amino acids. Gene Ontology annotation, cellular component: nucleus. Gene Ontology annotation, biological process: regulation of gene expression. The transcript has 2 exons. Lineage: Eukaryota; Metazoa; Arthropoda; Insecta; Diptera; Culicidae. The record is from RefSeq and is a predicted model, not a curated record.
CAAAAGCUUACUUUGAAACGAGCACUGUACGCAAGUAAAGGAAGGGUAGAGAAAAUGAGCGAAAUACAGUGAUAGUCGAACGUCAAACCCAUCACCAUGUUGUACGGGGAACGAAUCAUGCACGUUCUCGUAAAAAGUGUGCUUGUGUUCGUUGUCUAAGUUUGUGUGCAUACAAACAAAACAGCAGGGAAAAGGAUUACCAAUUUUAUCAACAAUUUCGCUUUCAAUGGAAAAGGAAAAACCGGAAGGAUUAGAUAAAAAGUCAGCAGUAGCCAAUCAGGAUGAUUUGAAGCAGGAAUUGAAACCAACGGAUGCAGGUAAAAAUGAAGGAAAAGCCCCUGAAACAAGCAACGCGUCACCGUCCGGCAGUGGAACAAAGGGUAAACAGUCGGCACCGAAGACCACGAAGAAAAAAAGGCAAAAAGCUCCGAAGGAUGCAAAUGCACCGAAACAUCCGCUUACUGGAUACGUUCGGUACAUGAACGAGCACCGCGAAGGAGUGCGCCAGAAACACCCCAAUUUGACGCCCAUCGAGGUAACGAAAAUAAUGGCCGAAGAAUGGUCCAAAUUGUCAGAAGAGAGAAAGAAACCGUAUCUAGAAGCCGCAGAGGUUGACAAAGAACGGUACAAUAAGGAAAUAUCUGAGUACAAACUGAACAAUGAAGCGAAAGCUAAAGCGUUACAGAACGAGUCGCAAGUAGCAAAAAAAGAGGUGACGGGGCCAAAAGUAGUCAUAUCGUCUAUUCCAUAUGUUAAUGGCAAGGUAGAACAAAAAGUGGCUCGCCAAGGCGAUUACGAUAUACCCAUUUUUACGGAGGACUUUCUUGAUCACAACAAAAUCAUCGACUCGGAGCUGCGCACGUUGCGCAAAUCUAAUAUAGAUUAUGAACAGCAGAAUUCGGUUCUUGAGAAGCACGUCGAAAACAUGGAAAAUGGUAUUCAAAAGCUAGAUGGCGAAAAAAGUAGCCUGGAAGCACAGAAUGUUGUUUUAGAGAAUUAUCUAAAAAAGUUACGUGCCGCACUGGCUAAUGCACUGCAGGGUUUACCUCUUGCCAGCGAAUACUCCGGAGCCACAAUCGACAAUAUUGAUCAGUAUUUGGAGAAAUUACAUCAAAUGGCAGAUAGUAGUACGCAGGGCCAUACAUUGAACAAAGCAAAAGAUAUUAUUCGUAAGCUAGAUCUCCAUAAUCUAACGCUUUAAACAACAACGUGGAGAUGCAAACAAA